GAGCGGCAGUAUUUAAGAGGUCAGCUGGCGACAACCUGACGUGCCGCGCGGGCCGUGCCGUUCAGCUCUCUGCGGGUGUGGUCUGACGGCGCGGCUGUGACGGGCGCGCCGGCCGAGGCGGCACCGCCAUGCUGGCCUGGCGGCUGGCCCGGCGCGGCGGCCCGGCGGCCCGCCUGCUGCUGACGUCACCGCCACCACCGGCGACAGGUCUGCUGGCCAGCAGGGUGGUGGUGCGGGGCUGCUUCCACCCGGGCGCCUCCAGCCUGUCCCGCGAGAGCCUGGGCGGCCUGCAGGGACCCGAGGUCACCUCCACACACAUGGUCAAGACCAUGCUGAGCUACGUAUGGCCAAAGAACGAGCCCGAUAGCCGGCGCCGCGUGAUGGCCGCCCUCGGCCUCCUGGUCGGCGCCAAGCUGGUCAACGUCCAGGUGCCGUUCAUCUUCAAGGCGCUGGUCGACUACCUGAACGAGCAGACGGGCCAGACGCUGGCGCUGGUCGAGCCGGUGGCCACCGUGGCCACCUACGCCACCGCCCUCGUCCUUGGAUACGGCAUCGCGCGGGCCGGGGCGGCCGGCUUCAACGAGCUGAGGAACGCCGUGUUCGCCAAGGUGGCGCAGCGCUCCAUCCGCAAGGUGGCGCGCAAUGUCUUCCUGCACCUGCACCAGCUCGACAUGGGCUUCCACCUGAGCCGACAGACGGGCGCGCUGUCCAAGGCCAUCGACAGAGGAAGCCGUGGCAUCAACUUCGUUCUUUCGGCACUAGUAUUCAAUGUCGCCCCCACGAUAUUCGAAGUCAGCUUGGUUAGCGGAAUUCUGUGGUACAGCUGCGGCCCGGCGUUCGCGCUCGUCACCAUGGGCUGCAUCGGCUCCUACACGGCCCUCACGCUGGGCAUCACGCAGUGGCGCACCAAGUUCCGUGUCCAGAUGAACAGGGCCGACAACGAGGCCGGAAACAAGGCCAUCGACUCGCUCAUCAACUACGAAACUGUUAAGUACUUCAACAACGAGCGGUACGAGGCGGACCAGUACGACGCCGUGCUGGCCAAGUACGAGCACGCUUCGCUGAAGACCACCACGUCUCUGGCGCUGCUCAACUUCUCGCAGAACGCCGUGUUCAGCACGGCGCUGGCCGCCAUCAUGGUGCUGGCCAGCCGGGAGAUCGUCAACGGGACGAUGAGCGUCGGCGACUUGGUGAUGGUCAACGGACUGCUGUUUCAGCUCUCCGUCCCGCUCAACUUCCUGGGCUCGGUGUACCGCGAAGUGCGCCAGGCCCUGAUUGACAUGAAGGCCAUGUUCACGCUGCUCAGCGUGGUGCCGGCAGUCCAGAACAAGGUGGAGGCGCCGGCCCUGCAGGUCAGCCCCCAGACGGCCGCCAUCACUUUCGACGACGUGGGCUUCCGCUACCUGGCCGACCAGCCGAUCCUGCGCGGCCUGUCGCUGACGGUGCCGGCCGGCCAGAAGGUGGCCAUCGUCGGCGGCUCGGGCUCUGGAAAGUCCACCAUUAUCCGGUUGCUGUACCGGUUCUUCGAGCCGCAGUCGGGCGCCAUCUCGAUCGCUGGCCAGAACAUCCAGGACGUGGAUCUGGACUCGUUACGCCGCGCCAUCGCCGUCGUGCCGCAGGACUCGGUGCUGUUCCACGACACCAUCUACCACAACCUGGCGUACGGCGAUCUGAGCAGGCCCCGCGAGGACGUGUACGAGGCGGCCAAGAUGGCCGACCUGCACGGCUCCAUCCUCACCUGGCCCAACGGAUACGACACGCAGGUGGGGGAGCGAGGCCUGAAGCUGUCCGGCGGCGAGAAGCAGAGGGUGGCCAUAGCGCGCGCCAUCCUCAAGGACUCGCCCAUCCUCAUCUUUGACGAGGCUACCUCGUCACUGGACUCCAUCACAGAGGGGAACAUCAUGGACGCGCUGCGACGCGCCACCAAAGGGCGCACAUCCAUCUGCAUUGCACACCGGCUGUCCACGGUGCUGGACGCCGACCAGAUCCUGGUGCUGGGCGGCGGCCGCGUGGUGGAGCACGGCACGCAUGCCGAGCUGCUGCGCAACCCCAGCGGCCUCUACACGCGACUCUGGCAGUCGCAGUAUCAUAACGGCGAGGCGUGAUGGCGCCACCGUCGCCGCAGGCUGGCGUCUGUAUGGGGUUCGGCGCUCGGUACUUCGUCCAGCGGUUGGUGCCGCAGGCGUACCAUGGCAGCAACGAGGUGUUGGUCUGGGUUCGAUUGGCGCUCAAGCUUCGUAGGGGCGUGCUCCAGCCCGCGGAGUAUCGGUACGGAGGUGGCGCGCAGGUAGAAUAUGGAACCUCGUCGGAUGUUAGACAAUAGCAGUAUUGGUAAGCGGGGUGGUCGGGAGGCCCACUUGAGUUGUGAUCUUUGAAGACUCACACCACGCAAGUGCCGCUGUUUGCAGGGUGGGCUGGCCUGCCUGGUCUGGAGUAGAAGUGCACUGAAAUGCCCGAUCGUCAUCGCCAAAGCCACUGAUGUUUGAAGUGUCUCGUCAGCCUUGUAUACGGGUGGAGUGGACUUGUGUGUGGGAUGAGAGCCGUAGGGCGCCCCUUUUCUCUGCCGUCACCGGAGAAGAUUUGUUCCCGGUGCACGGGGAAUCUGUUUGUAUGCGUUUUUGGAAGCUCGUCUGGGGUCUGAGAUCACCUGCCCAGUCUGAACAAAGCCGUCCGCAUCGUCACUUGCUGAGAUCAACCUUUUCACGGAACGCAGCAAAGUGAGACAUUGAUUGGAGUUUUCCAAGUAGCUCUGCAGUAGAUGUUUACGGUGAUGAUCCGAGCGGGUGAUUAGGAUAAAGGUGCGGGGCCUUUUACACAGCCAUAUAUCCGUCAGUUGUUAUCAACCGCGCCGACACUGGACCGAAUUACCGUUAUCCGUCGGACAUGUGAGUGUUAAUUUGUGAUAGCGCUGUUGAGCUUACCCUUCGUGUUUCUGGUGGAAUGCUGAUCCCUUUUACAUGUGACGUUGACGCUGUUCUUAAAUAGCAUGCGUCAAUGUUUGGUUACAGUUGGCAUCUGGUCAGGUAACGGAAAAUAAAGACGUCGCGUUUGA
Messenger RNA from Pollicipes pollicipes, 3052 nucleotides. Its product is annotated as ATP-binding cassette sub-family B member 7, mitochondrial-like. Gene Ontology annotation, molecular function: ABC-type transporter activity; ATP binding; ATP hydrolysis activity. Gene Ontology annotation, cellular component: mitochondrial inner membrane. Lineage: Eukaryota; Metazoa; Arthropoda; Thecostraca; Pollicipedomorpha; Pollicipedidae. Gene Ontology annotation, biological process: transmembrane transport; intracellular iron ion homeostasis. The record is from RefSeq and is a predicted model, not a curated record.